GCUAAGGAGAGGAUCAGAGGAACACUUGUUUUAAAGUUUUAUUACCAUGGUCCAGUUUGUGUUUUUUUGAAUGAACUGCUGAACUGCUAGUUUAUUUCUCAAAACUACAUGGAUAGUCCGUAAUGAGCUUAAAAGGCAUUUUCAAGAUGAGAAGAAUUGCUCACACUUCUUGUGAAAUGCUGAAUUUUAUGUUGCCGAAUGUGUCUAGUAAAGCAUAUCAUAUAUACUUUCCAGACUGGUUAUGGGCUAAAUCACUGUUUUUUGAAAUCUUGUACAGGUCUGUAUGAGACCUGACUAAGAAUCCAAAGUCUCAUACUGAUUGGCAUUGUCUGUUUUCCCUGGGUGUGUAUAUGAGUUUGUUUGACAAAGACUGGAGGACAGCCCAUCUCACAGUUACUGCACACACACUCGGAGAGAAGGACACGCAGAGAGAGAGAGCCUUGUUACACUCCUCCUCAGGGAUUUGCUUCUCCCCAGGGGGGCCGAGGGAACGGACCUGCUGCCCACACUGCUGAAUGAGAGAGACGGGAAGAAAAGAGUGAAUGAAAGGGCAGGCUAAACGAGUGAGAAGUAAGAAGCGGGGCUCGUUUGACGGGGUUUAGUUUCCGCUGGCAUCGAGCAUGAUUCACUGGCAGGUUCUGGUCGUUGGUGCUACCUGCGUACUGAUCUGCUUCCAAACGCCCUCUGUGGAGGUGGUGGUGGGCCCGCCGCCUCUUCAUGCUGCAGCUUUAGGCCAGAGCCAGUCGCUGCUCCAGCCCGCGCCGCUCACUCAGACAUGGGGCCGGUCUGCUGCAAGCCGGACAGACUGAAGAAACAACAUCUCCAAGGUGGAACAGGGGAUAAGGACCGGACACCCAUCAGCCAUGAGUCCUUCCUGCUCAUGGCGAACUCCCAGACAGACAUGGACGACUGGGUCAAGGCCAUACGGCGAGUCAUCUGGGCGCCGUUUGGAGGAGGCAUAUUUGGCCAGCGUCUAGAGGACACAGUACAGUAUGAGAAGAAGUUUGGCCCCCGCCUGGCGCCCCUGCUGGUGGAACAGUGUGUGGACUUCAUCAGAGAGAGGGGUCUGGAUGAGGAGGGUCUGUUUCGGAUGCCCGGGCAGGCCAAUCUGGUCAAAGACCUGCAAGAGGCCUUCGACUGUGGGGACAAGCCUCAGUUUGACAGUAACACAGACGUCCACACAGUGGCAUCCUUGCUGAAGUUGUACCUGCGAGAGUUGCCUGAACCCGUUAUCCCUUUCUCCAAAUAUGAAGACUUUCUAACCUGUGCACAGCUUUUGGCCAAAGAUGAGGAGGAGGGGGUCCAGGAGCUUGGAAAGCAAGUAAGCACUCUACCUCUACCGAACUACAAUCUCCUCAAGUACAUAUGCAAAUUCCUUGAUGAAGUACAGUCCCACUGUAAUGAGAACAAGAUGAGUGUCCAGAACCUCGCCACAGUAUUUGGACCAAAUAUACUCAGACCCAAGAUGGAGGACCCAGUCACUAUCAUGGAAGGAACCUCUCUGGUCCAGCACCUCAUGACAGUCCUCAUUAGGGAACACAACCGUUUGUACUCAGGAAGGGACCAGGAAGGACCUGCUCUUCCCCAAACUGAGAUCCCCGUGCAGGGACAUCAGCUCCAACACCGCAGCCUGGGAGCCUGGAUCUCCGAAGAGGACCUGCAGAGCUGCCCCAUCUCCAACCCCGACCAAGAAAUGCACAGCAGCGCCUCGUCUCUGGACGCCAAACUGUGCGCGGCCGUCACUCCCACCCAGACCCCCAACCCAAACCCAGGACCAAAACUGGGGUCUUCGUCAGGAAAGGGAGAGACGGUGGUCAGCCCAAGUAAACAAGCCAAGGCCCUGCCUUCCUGGAAGUACUCGUUCAAAAGCUCCUCGGCGCCUCGUUCCCAGCCGCAAGCAAAGCAAAGCAGCAGUGGCGGCUCGGUGGCAGACUCAACCAGUCUGUCUUCUGGUGGUGGAGGAGGCGGAGGUGGAAGCGGAAGUGGGGGCAACUGGCUAAUGAACGGUUUGUCCUCCUUGCGGGGACACCGGCGCACAUCUUCAGGUGAGCGCUCCGCCCGUGACCGCGACUCCACCGGCUCCUCCCAGAGACUGUCCACCUACGACAACGUCACCUCCUCGUCCAGCAUGGGCAGCGUCCCGAGCGUGUCCAGCACGCCGUGGUCCACCUCCUCCUGCGAGAUCUCCGUCCCCGACUCCGGAAGCGAGCCCUCAGCGCAGCCGAGCUGCGCGGGCGGCGUGGAGGGCGGGGAGAAGGGGGAGUGGAUGGAAAGACCGAGGGACAGGGACGGGGGGAUGACGACCGAGCCGAGCUCCGAGCAGGACAGCUGCGAGGCCAUGGAGCUGUGCAGCAGCAGCGCAGCCUGCAGCGAGAACGGGAACGCGGCGGCGGCCGGGGUGCCGUCGAUUAUCAUGUCCGAAGACGGAGAUGGAACGAACCUGACGCUGAGCAGUCUGGUGGAGGGACUGAAGGACGAGUUGAGAAAACAGAAGACCACGUAUGAGGCCAGGAUCCAAAAGCUGGAAGAGUCCAGCGUGGCUCUGUGCGCCCAGAUGCAGCGUUUGGAACAAGAGAUGGAGCAGGAAAGGAAGAAGCAGCGCAUGCUGGAGAUCAAGCUGCGGAACUCCGAGCGGGCGCGGGAGGAUGCGGAGAACCGCAACCGCCUGCUGGAGAAGGAGAUGGAGGACUUCUUCUCCACGCUGGGGGAUCUGGCCCUGGGUGCGAGGACUAGCGACAUUUGAUAUCAACGUGGCUUCUCAUCUGUCCGGGGCCCCAAACGCUGUGGCCGUCAGCGGGGUUUAUGUUUUGAGGGGCUGGGUGUCUUUUAAGGGCUCGGGUCCUCCUCGGUGCGUCAGGACGUUCCUUCAGAAGAAGGCAAGAAAAUAAAAGGAACCGAACUUGUACACGUUCAGGACAACCUCAAAGGAAAUAUGAAAUACAGUGUGGAGCUGACAAAGGAAAGGAAGCUAAAGUCAAACUAGGACUGACUGUGUGGUCCUUUUCACUUAGCAACGAGCGGUCUUACUUUCCCACGCAUGCUUGAAACUGAACACUGAGAAGGUGGUUGUCCUGUGAACACACUCCAUGUGAAGGGUUUGCCCUGUGAAGGCAGUAUUUUAAAACGUUCAGGUGCCUCUUCAUGACUGGUGGGACAUUCUCCGUACUGGAGAGAGCACUGACUUCUACAACCACUACUUUCCGAGGACGUUAAGUGAAUGGUUUUUUGUGCUGAAAUUGUAAGCCUUGCUAGACACGUAAAUGUUGAAUGCAGACAGCUGACUGAUGCUUUUCCUUCAGUGAUAUUUAUCUUAAAGCAAUAGUUUGACAUUCUGGGAAAUACAUGAAUUUGCCUUCUUGCAAGAAGUUAGAGGAGUUUGAAACUACUUUUAAGUCCGUAUCAAGUGGCAGUAGGUUGGAAAGUGAGGCAAUAGGAAGUACCGCAGUUCCUCAAAUGUCCACUUGGGGGUGACUUUGUAUAUAACGCAAUUGUUUAAAUUAUAUCAACAAUUGAAAGUUAUGCAAAAAUAAUGGUGUGGUCGCCUCUGAGUGACUCCCAAGUUGUUAGCCGUCUGUCUAAACAUCACCCAUCCAAUUCAGCUCCGCCUCUUUUACCUUUUUUGGCAAUUCCACCACAAUGAGCUUCAGGACCGCUCCUCAGGAAUUGACGCUACAAAGGGUUAAUCAAUGUGUACAUGCAGUCGGUGAUCAAAUAAGAAGCUCUAACUAACAGGUGGUUCGUCUAGCUCGACAAGAUCAAGACUCCAGCAGCACUUGUAGUACAGGGAACAACUUUAGUAGACGUUUUGGCUUGAGCCCCUCAUCAGGGUCUAAAAGAAGUUGUUUGAAAAAGGCCAGCAAGUGCUUCUGGAGUCUUGACCUGUUUGUAUUUCUCAUCCACACCACAGAUUGUAUUAAAUAAUACGCGUCUCUACUCCCUAAUCCCAGACUCACUCACAACCGUUAGUCAUCAUGAUGUCGCCUCCUGUUUCUGUAGCGUCAAAUAACGAAAACGAAAUGCAUGACUGAAAUCAUGCUUGAAAAAAUAUUAUUUGAUGCCUUUCUAGUUCUAGUUUGGCCCGAGUCUCAACCACUUACAUGGAGGAGGUGGACUAUGUGACCUAUACUGCAGCCAGUCACCAGGGGGAGCUCCACCUGCUUUGAUAUCACUUUGGAAGAGUUGUCAUGACAUCCAUUUUUUAUAUAUAUACAGUCUAUGCUCAAUUUCUUCUUUAGCUUAGCUUAACAACAAUUCAUGGAGAAAGCAUCUUAGCAGCUUAGUUCUGCUCAAACGCAAAACACCCAUAUAAUACGGUCACUAAUCAACAUGUUAAUAUCACAAAAAACAAAAUGUAAAAUGUACAAGUGGUGUCUCUCACAGAAUGCGGCCAUUUCUUCACGCUAACCCAAGCUAGCUGGCUCUAGCUUUAGUGUAUAUAGGGGUGUCAGUUUCCUUAUUCCUCUCAACACUCAACAAGAAAGCAAAUAACCGCAGUCUCUCAAAAUGUCAAGCAGUUUCCUAUGAAGCCAGGUGAGUUCAGCCCGUAGUGGAAGCUAGCAAAGCUAACUGCUUUGGUUUGGUCCAGGCUUUGCCGUUCUUUGCAAUGAGGCGUUGCUACACGUCGUCUUGAAGAUGUGAGCUCAGGACGCCACGGGAAUCACAGCUCAAACAUCUCCAGACCCCGGCAAAUGAGAGGAUUUCAGUGGCUAGUUGCCACUAGUUGUAAGUAUUUUUGCGUAAAAAGGGUGAACUGACUCUUAACUACAGCGGCGGCUUCAGCAGAGGUUCCCCCACUUGCAUUUAUCCUCCUCCACAUUUGUACUUCAGGCAUUUUUUUUUUGUGUGUGUAGUGAUAAACUGUAGAAUUUGUAUAUCCCACCACGUAUGCAGGUGAAAAAGUAAUAGAUUUUUGGGUGGAGGAACCCGACGCGGUGACUGGCGGGACUUCUGCCGUAGCUGCCUCUGAACUCUUCGUCGUCCUCAGGCCCUUCCAGUGCCUCUCCCGACAACAUCCGCGCGAUUUCCAAGUCCAUUCGAUGGCAACGCCCGUGUCUUCGGUUUCACUCCGGUCCUCACUGACACCACAACACCUUUAAUGUACAGAUAAUACGACAGGGACAACAGAACAAACUCCUCGAGCAUUUUCAGUUUAGCACAUGCUGCCUAGCACACCGGACAGGCCAUUUACAGGUCACACACACACACACACACACACACACACAAAACCAAAGCUGGACCGCCUCAGCUGUUCGCUCACUACACACCAGAAUGGCCUGCCUGGAAGCCAUGUUGAUUUUGGCACAUGAAGCUGAACACUGCCCUCAAAGAAACAAUGGAGUUUCCUGAUUGUGCCUUCAGGGAAGUGUUUUUUUUUUUUUUUUUAAUAGGAAAAAUGUAGUGUUGCUUGCUUGUCCGGAGAUGUAGUGCAUAUAUUAUACACCCAGUGGCUGCGUUGUUUUUCUUAAUAAUAAUAAUUAUACGGAACAAACUGCUGAUGCUGAUGAAUCCUUAGAAGGUGCCAAUUCUUGUGAAAGUGAAUCGUGAAUUGAAUGGAAGUUUCUUUGCAUUAAGAAUGUAUCCUCGUAGUGAAUGUAAUGUGUUGUUGAUGAAACCAGCCCAUUGGGGGGGGAAAAAAUAAUAAUCUAAAUGGUUAACAAAGGAAACGAACGACUCCAGGUAGUUACGGAUGCGUUUCUCUGAGUACGAAUCUGGUCUGUUGCAAACUGACUGUACUUUUGGUUUGUUUCCAGGAACAAAAACAUGAGAUGUGCAGAUAUCGGUUUAGUGAGAAUUGCAUGUGGUUACAUUACCGAAAAUGUCUUUUUAAUCAAGCAGAGCAUUUCUUAAAGGGCCCCAUGAGCAGCAUAACUAGAAGGAGACGUUUGACACUGUUUUAUAGAGAACAAAAAGACAAUGUUGUUAUAUUCUUUUGCACAGGUUUACAAGGGUAGUUGUCCUUUUAUGAACUGAUCACUCUACGCAGUCCGAACUAUAAUGAGAGCAGGUUGUUUGAUUCCAACAGACAUAUAUUUUCCUCUUGUAUGUCUCAUGACUAAAUGUUUAUUGCUCUGCUGAUCAUCUGUGGUGCUUAUUUAUUAUGGAUUUCCACUAUUGUAAUGAAUGGCCGUGUACGGGAAUAAAGGUGACAAAGAUCA
This is a messenger RNA of Mugil cephalus (flathead mullet), 6155 nucleotides long. It is a transcript of the gene arhgap22b, whose product is annotated as rho GTPase-activating protein 22. The transcript is spliced from 8 exons. Lineage: Eukaryota; Metazoa; Chordata; Actinopteri; Mugiliformes; Mugilidae. Gene Ontology annotation, cellular component: focal adhesion. The coding region runs from base 776 to 2743 and encodes 655 amino acids. Gene Ontology annotation, molecular function: GTPase activator activity. Gene Ontology annotation, biological process: signal transduction; activation of GTPase activity. The record is from RefSeq and is a predicted model, not a curated record.